Molecule: messenger RNA, 4234 nt
Organism: Crotalus tigris (Tiger rattlesnake)
Lineage: Eukaryota; Metazoa; Chordata; Lepidosauria; Squamata; Viperidae
Gene: TAP2
Product: transporter 2, ATP binding cassette subfamily B member
Exons: 12
Coding region: 302-2578 (758 amino acids)
Biological process (GO): transmembrane transport; antigen processing and presentation of endogenous peptide antigen via MHC class I
Cellular component (GO): endoplasmic reticulum membrane; TAP complex
Molecular function (GO): MHC protein binding; ABC-type oligopeptide transporter activity; ATP binding
Source: RefSeq, a predicted model, not a curated record
AAUCGAAAGCGAAAGCGCCGCGUUGGGGGAUUUUCGGCUCUGCACAGGCGGCAGUGGGUGCGGCGAAUUUGGGGGAGAGAGAGAGAGAAGCUCAGCCCGGCUCGGCUGAAACGAGGCUUCGGAUCGAGAAGGACCAAACGCCCGCGACGGAAGGGCUUUCCCGGCCGCGGCAGGAAGGUCUUCUGCAGUGAUCCUCCUCUUAAAUCCAUUAUCCUGGAUUCCGAUAAACAGUAAUAUCUCCCUCCCCCCCUCUCUCUCUCUCUCUCUCUCUCUCCCCCCCCCCCAAGAGCCCAUCAGCAAGAUGCUGGUCCCUGUCACGUUUCAGGCAAUUCUCCUGCUUUUCUGUGACCGAAUCCUGCUCUCCUUGCUGAAUGGAUGGAGCCCCUCCCUGGUCCCCCUGGGGGUCUCAGCGGCUUGGCUGGAGGCCGCUCUCCGACUGCUGGUUCUCUUAGGGGUCAGGGGUCUGCUCUCCAUGGGUCGGACCUCGCCAGUGUCCUUCUCCACGGUGGCUGCAGUCAGCAUCCUGCCCCCUUUGUACCUGUUGGUGGGACACUGGCUUGGGGACCCUCCCCUCCUGGUCUCUUCGGCCGCGUGGUCUUGGUGGCUGGCAAUCUACGGGGCAGUGGGCUUCUCCCAGCUCCUCUGGGGGAUCCUGGCAGAAGGGCGAAGCCCAAAGGAGUCCCGGAAAGAAGACAAGGCCACCCUUUGGAAGAUGCUCCAUCUUUUCCGUCCAGACAAGCUGUAUCUCACUGGCGCUUUCUUGUUCCUCGUCCUGGCGGUGAUUGGUGAAACAUUCCUGCCCUAUUACAUCGGGCGUUUGAUUGACAUCCUGGGCACCAAAUACGACGCAGAAGCCUUUUCCACAGCCAUCUCUCUACUCUUCCUGAUCUCAUUUGCAAGCUCCGUGUUUGCCAGCUGUCGUGGGGGACUCUUCAUGUUCACGAUCUCACGGAUGGUUAUCCGGACUCGCAACUUACUCUUCUCUUCUCUGGUGAGGCAAGACCUGGCCUUCUUCCAGGAGGUGAAAACAGGAGCGCUGGCGUCCCGCCUUUCCAAAGACACAACUAUGAUGAGCCGCUCGGUGCCACUCAACACCAAUGUCUUCCUGCGAUCCCUGAUUAAGUCCAUUGGGCUCUACAUAUUCAUGAUUCGCCUGUCCUGGCGCCUGACACUGCUAAUGCUGAUCGAGACCCCACUCAUGAUGGCCGUCCAGAAGUUCUAUAAUGUCCGUCAUCAGGCAUUACUGAAGGCGAUCCAGGACUCGGUGGCCCGCUCAGAGGAGGUGGUGCGCGAGGUAAUCUCCUCCGUGCAGACGGUGCGCAGCUUUGCCACUGAGGAGAAGGAGUCGCAGCGCUACGAGGCGUCCUUGGAAGACACCUGCCGGCUGAGGAACCAAAGGGACUUGGAAAGGAUCGUUUACUUAUUCACUGUACGGGUCCUCCAGUUGGGCCUGAAGCUGAUCCUGCUUUACUGUGGCUACCAGCAGAUCUGCAACGGCCUCAUGACCAAAGGAAACCUGGUCUCCUUCAUCCUCUACCAGGCAAAUGUGGGGUUGUACGUGCAGACCUUGAUUUACACUUAUGGGGAUGCCCUAAGCAAUGUGGGCGCAGCAGAAAAAGUAUUUGAAUAUAUUGACCGGAAACCUUCUGUCAGCACAGAAGGGACGCUGUCUCCAGAAACCCUCUCUGGACACAUCUCCUUCCAAAACGUUACCUUCUGCUAUCCUUCCCGCCCCGAGAUCCAGGUCCUGAAGAAUGUCUCCUUUGAGCUCUGCCCUGAGAAAGUGACGGCGCUGGUGGGCCCGAACGGCAGCGGAAAGAGCAGCUGCGUCGCCCUCCUGGAGCACUUCUACGAACCCCAGUCUGGGGAGGUCCUGCUGGAUGGAGAACCAAUUGGGAAAUAUGAGCACAAGUAUCUCCAUAAGCAGGUGGCCCUGGUGGGCCAGGAGCCCGUCCUAUUCUCCGGGUCCAUCUGGGACAAUAUCACCUAUGGCCUGCAAGGCUGCACUGAAGAAGAUGUGAUCAGAGCAGCGAAAGAAGCUGAUGCCCUGGGAUUCAUCAAUGAACUGGAAGGAGGCUUCACUGCAGAGGUGGGGGAGAAGGGAGGGCAGCUCUCCAUCGGGCAGAAGCAACGAUUGGCCAUUGCCCGGGCCCUGAUCCGUGACCCGAAGGUCUUGAUACUGGAUGAAGCCACGAGUGCCCUCGACACCAAGAGUGAAGCUGCAAUCCUGGAGUCUCUGCAGAAAAAUAAAGCUCGGACCGUGCUGGUGAUUGCUCACCGGAUGCAGACGGUGGAAAACGCAGACAAGAUUGUGGUGCUGGAAGACGGUGUUGUGAGUCUGUGCCAGCCAGUGGACCCAGCAGCUGAGUCCGUGAAAUCAGAGGAGAAGGAGGAGGGGUUUGCAGAGCCAUCAGAGUCGAAGGAAGGCUCUGAUGAGUUACAGGACUCACAAUCGGAUGAAGAGCGUGGCCCCUCCAGUCGUGCUCCGGAUGAGACUCAGCUGUGUGGGGAGGAUGAGUCAGACUCUGAGGACUCACAGCUGGAAGUCAUUAGAGAUGCUUGUAAGGCAGUUAACUAGAGCAGGUCAGAGGGAGACAAUACAGCAACUCCAAGGGAGGAGGAGAAGGCAUUGAGAAACCACGCCUUGGGGCUGUUUAAUAAAAAGGGAAGGUAUGGGCGGUGCUGGUUGCUGAAGGCAACCAUUGCAAAGUACUUCCUGGGAUCAUGUUCUGUUGGUAUUGCUAGUGACUAAUUCCGUUUUGCAUUGUGUUUCGUGUGGACAAUUUCCUCCAUUUGGAUUGUAUUUUGUUGCUUUUGUUUUUGGACCAUUUGGCAGGUUUGUUACCAAUAUUAAAAGGGUUUUUUGUUUUCUUCUGAGUCUCCAGCCUAUUUCUCAAAAGGGGUUUUGUCCUUGUGCAUUUAACAAGGAUGGCCAUAGGCUGGGACAGAAUAGGUAGAGAGGUUGUGGAGGAGUAGACUUACAUGGAAUUGAUGGACAGGAGAGGCCUCUUGUACAGACUGGUGGAAAGGACCCAGGCGGAGUGACUUCCGGCAUUGCAACGGAGAUGCUUGGCCACGGGAUCCACUGCUUUUGUAGAUGCCAAAUGCAUGAUUGGCCGGGGAGAUAGACAACAGCACCCUUCUAUGGAAAGAGAAUGACCCAGAAGGCCACCUGUCCAUCAGCUCUUGAUCAGUCAAGAGUUGAUGAAUGGCAGCCAUUUAGAAGAGGCGGUUGUCUUUCUUAUCUGAACACAAUUCAUGUGGUGUUAAGUAGUGACUUGGACCCCGGAAACUCUUAUGAAAGAUGCACAAUCCUGUUUCAAACACACCAAUACCCCAGUUUUUCCUUUGUUUGAAUUUAGCGUGAGAGGCUUCUCUUUUUUUGGUACAACCUGCCUUUUUUGUCACACUUUUUAAUAUUGGUUGCGGUAACUUGACCUCUUGUUUAUUUAACAAAACAAAGUCUGUGUGUGAUCCCUUUUAGUUCUAGCAAAUCUGCUUGUAGAUGGAAGUCACAUAAGUAGCUCUCAAUUAGUACGGUUAGAGAAUCCCACAAAAUGGCUGCAUUAUUUGAAUUUGUACUACUGGAAAUGAUAUUGAAUAUAUUAUGCAAAGAGCCAGCUCUCUAGAGAACGGUCUAACACUGGGAAAGAAAGGCAGAAGGAAAGAGAAGUGGAUGACCAAUGCAAGAGGAAUGGAUUCAGUUUCUGAAGUGAUGGGGAAUCCUGAAGAUCCAGGUAGAUAUUUGAAUGCUAAGAAUUGACACGGAAGACACUCAAUCAGUCAUUAGUCAAACAUCUAUACCAGGGGUAGGCAAUCUUGGCUUUUAUGACUCGUGGACUUCAGCUUCCAGAAUUCCUGAGUCACUGGCUCAGGAAUUCUGGGAGUUGAAGUCCACGAGUCAUAAAAGAGCCAAGGUUGCCUACCCCUGAUCUAUACAAUAGAAUAGAUAAUUCAAACAGCAGUUUUUCUCAGCAACAACAUAAAAAUGGGUUAACCAUUACCCCUUUCACAGGUUUUCAGCUUGCCAGUGAAGCUCAAUUUUGAGGCAGCAAACUGUGAGCAAGGGAUUCAUGGAUUCAAAGGCAAUGAAACAGCGGAUAGUUGAAAUAAUAUAUUGAGCAAAGCAAUAAUUACUUUAAUCAUACACUGUAUUCAACAAGAAAAUACAGUAGUUGCAAGCAAGGCUGUAAAAUAACUGAAAUCUGCACUGGAAUAAAAAAUAAGAGCAAAA